Molecule: messenger RNA, 2246 nt
Organism: Branchiostoma belcheri (Belcher's lancelet)
Lineage: Eukaryota; Metazoa; Chordata; Leptocardii; Amphioxiformes; Branchiostomatidae
Product: 39S ribosomal protein L10, mitochondrial-like
Exons: 5
Coding region: 26-793 (255 amino acids)
Biological process (GO): translation
Cellular component (GO): mitochondrial large ribosomal subunit
Molecular function (GO): structural constituent of ribosome
Source: RefSeq, a predicted model, not a curated record
CCCGUCCUUACCACCAAGUUACAAAAUGGCGUGCAUGCUGACCAGAAUUACGUCCACGGCAAGUGCAGUGCGUGUUGUCUGCCCCAGUCUGGACUACAGAUGGACACAGGUCCGCUACAGGAAGACCAUCAACACACGCUCUAAGAAACACAUCUCAAUAGUCAAGGCAAAGCUGUUAGCAGUAACCAAAUGGAAGGCACCACGAGACAGCAGAACCACACUGGCUGAGAAGUGUGGGCUGAAUCUGGAAAGGAUGCAACAGACCAUUUUACAGGAAAACCCACUAAGAGACUUGAUGGCACAGGAGGCCCAGACUGUGUUGGAGACUAGCGGCAUGGUGGCAGUACUACACAGCAGUGACAUGACUGGUCCUGACCGGAGGGUUUUCUGUGCCAAACUGAAAGAAAGUGACAUCACUGUACGGUUCUGGUCCAAUACUGUUGCCGGCCUUGCUGUACAAAACACCCCGUACAGUACCUUGACUACAUUGAUGGUUGGGAAGAACCUGUACGCACACAGCCUGAAGCCCCAGGUUACACAACUACUGAAGGUCUUAAAGGUCACACCCCAAGUUAACUUAAUAGGAGGACUUGUUGAUGGCCUAUUGAUGUCCAAGUCAGACAUGGAACACUAUGCACAGCUGCCGUCCAUGGAACAGUGCCUUGGAGAAGUGGUGUCAAUCCUGUCUGCUGAGGCAGGUCAAACUAGCCAGCUGUUACUGUCUCCUCUACAACAACUGUCCAGUCAUCUCCAGCAGAUCUCCAUUACAGAAGCCAGCCAUCAUACGCAGUAGCAUCACUAGUAUCACUCAUCAUUCAUUAUAAGGCCACACUGAUUCAAUUUGAUGGAUUGACUAUGUGUAGAGGUUGUAUUGGUGAAAUGUAUAUUUCUUUCAUUAAAACCGACUUUCACCUCAAGUUACACAAGAUAUCAUAAGCUGAGCAAAUUAUGUAAAUCCAGUUGUUACAAGAAGAUAACAUUUGACUCCUUAAUAUGUUGCCGUGCAAAGCCUUUGUUAAGCAGUUGUAACAUACACUAUUUACAGUUUUAAGGGUUUUAUUUAAGAUGAAGAAUCCCAUCUAUGUCGGCCACCUGUUUGCUAUCUCUGGCCAUUUUCCAUUGGUGCUGCCUGUGCUCAGGUUAAAGUGUCGUGUAAUGAUUAGGGAGGCUUUCAGUACCGGGGACAGAUCUUUCCCCUGUAACAUCGGUCGCCUCUCUGUGCGGAGGUCCUGCCUUGUACCGAAUGGAAUAAAGCUGACUGCGGCCACACGGUGAUUUAUUCAUUCAGUCAAACAUCACGUUCACAAGUUCACUAACUUACUUGCUCACGCUAGUUAUACUAGCUCAGUUGCUGUCUGAGUCAAGGAUCUGUGGUAAUAGUCCAGGAGGAGAAGCUUGAAAAAAGUUGUGUCGUAGCACACCCCUUAUAUACAUUUGUACUUUGGCCACUACCAUAGAAUGAUACCUUAAUGUCCCCUGAUCAUUUUAAGAUACGUCGUUCUAUGGUCCAGGUGGGGCAUCAUGGUUCUAUGGCUCUUUAUGCAAAUUUAUGCAAAUUAAGCAAACCGGCCAUUAAAUGAGAAUAAAGCAGCAUAAUUUGAGUAUUACCUGUCCAAGUGACGUCAAACCUGGGGAAUAUCGCAAGUAGCUGGAAAGUGUUCAUGUUCUGAUUUUUGAAAUGGUGUGCUACGUUUUUGAUUUUCUAGGCCUCUUCUGAGAAUCUCCUCCCGGACUAUAAAGUCUGGGCGGGCUGGUUUACAAAACUCGGUUAGGUUCUGCCUUAGUUUACACAUGUACAAAAAAGUUUUCACAACAAUGAGAUUAUAGAAACACCAGCAGUGCAGGCUUUAUUUUCACCCAUUAGCAAAAACAAAAAUACAUCCUAUAUUAUGUAAGACAUUACAUUGUAUGGUACCUAACUGUAUAUAUGCGAUGGGACCUAGGAAAAUGUAGUGUUUCCAGUUUUCAGACUUUUUUCAUAGUCUUUUUUGGGUUGACAAGAGACAAAAUUUUCAUUCUAAUUUCAAAUCUUCUGAAAUCAUAUUUCACGCAUUGUCCAAUCCAUUUUACCGAAUAUAUGGGUGAAAUAUGGGUUUGUGGAAAGGAUACAGCCCUGAUUAUGGUGCAUUUCAGCUUCACAUUGUUUAACAGAGUCAGUUGAACUUCACCCAAAUUCUAAAAUAAAAAAGCAAUAGACAUCUUCCCUCCAUGAACGAGGUUGGUGUUGUGUACAAACAAACCACCCC